Molecule: messenger RNA, 532 nt
Organism: Aspergillus novofumigatus IBT 16806
Lineage: Eukaryota; Fungi; Ascomycota; Eurotiomycetes; Eurotiales; Aspergillaceae
Product: WD40 repeat domain-containing protein
Exons: 2
Coding region: 47-532 (161 amino acids)
Molecular function (GO): protein binding
Source: RefSeq, a predicted model, not a curated record
UCCCAGAAUCCCUUCCACUAAGUAACCGUCGUCAAAUUUGUAGCACAUGAGGUCAGAGAUAGGGAGACUUAGCCGCCUCGCUUCGGCACCGGACGACAUGACUGUCAAGACCUGGGACGCGCAUAGUGGCGCCUUCCUGCAGUCGCUUAAGGGCCAUGGCUCCUCCGUCAACUCUGUAGCGUUCUCGCACGACAGCAGCCGCCUUGCUUCUGCGUCAUCCGACAGGAAUGUCAAGAUUUGGGACGUGCAUAGCGGCGCCUGCCUACAGACGCUCAACAUUGACACGGUUAUCUUCGAUCUCUCCUUUGAUCUUACCGGCUCAUCUCUCUAUACCGAAAUUGGAAGUGAGCGGCCGAAAUCUCAAUACCGAGGCUACGGUGUCCGUUCCGGCGACGUCUGGGUCACGCGGAAUUCGCAGAACUGGCUGUGGCUGCCGCGCGAGUACCGCCCAACUCGUUCGGUUGAAGCACGGUCGUGGUUAGCCUUAGCGCUAGCCUGCGCGCCCGGACAUGUUCUGAUCUUUGGGUUCUAG